AUGGGAAAUAAUAUCACGCGCGUUCCUGAGCUAGCGUCGAGCCCGAUCGACGCCGCCGCGCGGGGAUAUUUGUGGACGGAAAACGGCAUUAGUGAAGCUCAUUCGAAUGAAACUCCGCCGAUGCGAGCGCUAAGCUGCAACGCGGAUGCGGCGUUUCUCUCCGACGAGGAGGCGGCGCGGCGAGAGAAGCUCGGGAUUCUUCUCGUUCAGCUCGGUGUGGCCAGCGAGGAGGCGAUCUUUGGCUCCCACAACAGCGAGACGAUGCGCGACUUCCGGGAGCACCGCAUUCCGGAUUUGUUGAGAAUUCCGCCACAGCCAGGCCCUGACAUCUGCACGCGUGCGUUUUUGAAACUAUGGAAGUGGGUGGCUCCUCGAUGGCAGAUGGGGCGGGCGAGAGCGCGUAGCAAAUCCCCACCUGUCGCCGCCCAUUUUUCCGUCAACACGGCGCGAGCUGAAGAAGAGGAAAAGGGGGAAAAUAAUAAACAAAAAGAAAAGGAGGAGGAAGAAGAAGUGGAUUUUGCAGAGGAGGCUGCAAAGGGGUGGGGAGAAGGCCCUUUAGGAAACGCCCCGAUCUUAUCGCACACGCGGCGAAAGCGGAGCGCCCUCCCUCAGCUCACGUUGAAACCCCUCAGUGAUGACGAGGUGGAUUCGUUGACGCCCGCGGCGCGGAAGGAUCGCGAGGUCGUCCUCCAGGAAGAGGUUCAAAUCCACAAGCUGCUGCAAAGUAUCGAGGAUACGCGGUAUCGAUACCUCGUUCCCUCCCGCGAGAUGAUCUGCGAGCCGCAGGUGAUGGCGGUGGCGAAGUGUUACGAGGAAAAGAACGCGAGCGCGCAGAAGAAGCGCGCGGCCAUGAAAAAACAGCUUGAGAUGAACGCCAGAAGAAGGGUGAAAAAAAACGUCGAAGGGGAGGAAACGGAAGCGCCGAUCGUCGUUUUUGACGUGCUGGCGUGUGCAAAGGUAGUGGAGGAGCUGAAGACAUGCACCGCACGUAUGGUAGAGGCGUAUAGCGCUAGAGAACUAUAA
Messenger RNA from Phytomonas sp. EM1, 1023 nucleotides. The record is from the annotation of a GenBank genome assembly. Lineage: Eukaryota; Euglenozoa; Kinetoplastea; Trypanosomatida; Trypanosomatidae.